AUUUCUAUUCUUUCUCCCUUAUAAUUAUGAGUGAAGUUGAAAGUGUCUCUGAGUAUGUCAAAUUGAUCAGUAGUGAUGGUUUUGUGUUUGUCAUCCAUCGUGAAGCUGCAAUGCGUUCUGGUACAAUUAAGAAUAUGCUUGUCGGCCCUGUCCAAUUCAAAGAGUCAGUAGAAAGCGAGAUUCCAUUCCGUGACAUCAAGGCUGUCAUCCUGGAGAUUGUGUGUCGUUAUCUUUACUACAAAUGGCAAUACGAAGGCUCCACUACAGAAAUUCCAGAAUUCAAAGUCGACCCAGAAGUUGUUCUGGAGACAUUGAUGACAGCUGAUUUCCUCGAAUGUUAAUUUAGGUCAAAUUAAUGUUAACUCUUUUUUUCUGUACUUUCAAUAAAGCAGAGCAAACAAGCCAAAGUAACUUGUUCUUACAUCACGCGUCGCGGAAGGCGUAAUUGACACGCUCAGCCACAGCUUAUAGCCAGGACGCGGCUGUAAUGGACAGGCUACGCGUUUAGUCUGUUUCGCGUCUCUUCCUCUUUGGCCAUCUUU
Phycomyces blakesleeanus NRRL 1555(-) is the source of this 542-nucleotide messenger RNA. RefSeq lists its product as hypothetical. The transcript has 3 exons. Gene Ontology annotation, biological process: ubiquitin-dependent protein catabolic process. Gene Ontology annotation, cellular component: elongin complex. The record is from RefSeq and is a predicted model, not a curated record. The coding region runs from base 27 to 341 and encodes 104 amino acids. Gene Ontology annotation, molecular function: protein-macromolecule adaptor activity. Lineage: Eukaryota; Fungi; Mucoromycota; Mucoromycetes; Mucorales; Phycomycetaceae.